UCAGUUCUGCAAGUGGUUCUAAUUUACUAUCGCUGUUCUCUAGCUGAUCUAAAACCGCUUUUGACAUAAAGGGACGCUUUUUGGACGCCAUGGACGUUUCUCAGUUUCCAGGCAGAAAGAACAGUAAAAUGCAGGCAGGGCACAGGACAAAGCACUCGGGACAAAAUGUAUGUGAAAUGGUUUGAUACAUGAAUGUCACUUUUUGUUAUUUUCAAAUUUCCCGCCGUUCCGUCCCCCCGUACGUCCCGACGCUCGCAGGGGAUGGAACCCGGAAGACAGAUGCUGGCAUCGGCUGAAGGACAUUGCCGGGGACACUGCAGGAGGGAC
Messenger RNA from Staurois parvus, 327 nucleotides. The record is from the annotation of a GenBank genome assembly. NCBI's taxonomy places the organism in Eukaryota, Metazoa, Chordata, Amphibia, Anura, Ranidae.